Messenger RNA from Pelodiscus sinensis (Chinese soft-shelled turtle), 618 nucleotides. The record is from RefSeq and is a predicted model, not a curated record. Lineage: Eukaryota; Metazoa; Chordata; Testudines; Trionychidae.
AUGGCCUACGACCGCUACGUGGCCAUACACAGCCCCUUGCAAUACACGACCAUCAUGAGCAGCCGGACAUGCCUGCUGCUCGCAGGGGCUUCAUGGUUCAUUGGCAUCUUGAUGGAAAUAAUUCACACCACGCGGAUCUUCAGCCUGCCCUUCUGCGGCUCCCACCGCAUCCACCACUUCUUCUGCGACGUCCCAGCUGUGUUGGACAUGGCCUGCGCCAACACAUCAAAAAACGAUAUCAUGCUCCUGAUUAUGGUGUUCAUCACGUGUCCUUUUUUGCUGAUACUCCUGUCCUACAUCUGCAUUAUCACCACCAUCAUCAGGCUGCCGUCGGCAGAGGGAAGGCGUAAAGCCUUCUCCACCUGCUCCUCCCAUCUCAUGGUGGUGACUUUCUAUUACGGAGCAGGAUAUUUUGGCUUCCUGGUGCCCAAAUCUACCUCCACUCUGGAGAGAGAUCUCAUGCUUUCACUUUUUAACACAAUUGUUAUACCAAUGUCACACCUCUUAAUUUACACUCUGAGAAACAAAGAGGUGAAGGGAGCUGUUGUCAAAACAGUAGAGAAGAGCAUCUUCGCUCACAACUGGAGAAAUCAGAGAAUGAGAACAAGAGUUAGUUAA